CGAGCCCAGCGGAGCCGCUCGCCCCCGGGGAGCGCGGCCCGCCCCGCCGCUCCGCUCCAGUCCCCGCCGGGCCGGGGGGGCCGGGCAGCCCCCUCCUCGGCGGGCGCAGCCGAGCUGUCAGCGCCCGCGGCGCGGCGUUGCCUGCCGGCCGGCCCGAAGCGGUGAGAGAGGCUCGGCCAUGGAGACCCUCGUACGGCCCGGGGCCAGCAAGCCUCCCAGCGGGAGAAGAAUGAAAGCUCGUGCUCCUCCUCCACCAAAUCAGCCUUCUGCAGCAAGUAGAACUCACAGUGAGCCCAAGUCACCUGCAGAGACAGCUGUGAUUUCUGAUCAGAACCUUGUGAGCAUGAAGGAGAACAUGAUAAACAGAUCGGUGGACUUCACAGUCAUUUUACCCAGCGGGGUGGAGCAGAAGAGCACUGUACAAGGAAGUAAAGCUGUGAUGGAUCUAUUGGUUGAUUUGUGCAGCCAGUAUCACUUAAAUCCAUCCCAACACAAUCUUGAAUUGAAGUCUGCGGGAACUCAACAACCUCUGAGUUACAAGCCAAACACUUUGAUAGGAGCACUGGACGUACAGACAGUUCUUUUGAAAGAGAAGGUUCCUGAAGAGAAGACAAAGCGACCUCUGCCAAGGGUUCCUGAGAAGUCUGUGAGGCUGGUAGUGAACUACCUGAAGACGCAGAAGGCUGUGGUUCGAGUUAGUCCAGAGGUGCCUCUCCAGAGCAUCAUCCCAGCUAUCUGUGAGAAGUGUGAAGUCAGUCAAGAGCACAUUGUUCUUCUGCGAGAUGGCAUCACUGGGGAGGAGCUGGAGCUCACCAAGUCCUUGGAGGAGCUGGGGAUAAAGGAGCUGUAUGCCUGGGACAGAAAAAGAGUUCCUCCAUCAAAAACUCAGUCUGAACCUUCUCUGAACUAUAGAGAACCAAGUCCAAAGGCUUCUGUAAGCAAUGAUGCAAUAGAAAAAGAAAAGACAAGACUUUUGGGAUUGUUUAAAGCUGAUAGAAGAAGCAGCAAGACAGAAGAACACUUGAGGAUGAACAGAGAUUAUUGUGAGGAGGAUGUUUUUAGUUCUGCAUCUACAAGUGAAGGAAGCUUGGAUGGUUUUUCCACAGCACCAAAUUCCCCUUCGGUGAAUUCUCGUACCAGUAGCCUGGGUCCAUCCCUGUCCCUCGGUAACAUCUCAGGAAUGACAGCAAACCCAGAAGUGAAAAAGCGCAGAGCACCUCCUCCACCAGUUGUGACACCUGCGUUGCAGAAUGUGGAGAUGGGUGGACGAGAAAAGACGGCAGCACAGAUUUCACAAGGAGCAUCCUCGAAUGAUUUACAGAAAAAAAAGAGGCGUGCUCCUCUUCCACCAGCGGCAUCUGCUCCACCCACUCCUGCCAUGCCAAACAGGACAGAAGAAAGGGAAGACAAGAGGAAGAGCACAAUAGAGAGCCUGCUGCCUGCACAUAAUGUUUAUGUAGUGGAUGACGCAGUGCUGGAGCUAUCAGAGGUGGAAGAAACGGCAUCAGAAAGCAGCUGUUUUGCAUCUGAGGACACCACAGAAGACUCGGGUGUUGUGAGCUCUCCGUCUGACAUUGUGUCUUUGGAUUCACAAAAUGACUGUAUGAAGUUGAGAGACAUCAAGCUUGUCAAUGGCUACAUGGACCCAGCUGAGGCGGAUGCGAUGUAUGGCACGGAGACGUGCCCUCUAAGGAACACCUACUGCAACAGUGUGGGAUCAGACAGUGCUCCACAGAGCAGGAGAGAUGAAGAAAUGUCUUCGGCUAAGCAUGAGAAUGAGGAUAUAUUCAUUGCUGCACAACUCCAGCAGACACUGGCUGGCCUGGGUAAAGAUUUAGAAGCAAUGAAUGGUGUAAGUAACUCUGACUCUGAGUACCUCAAUGAAGUGUUGACCUCGCGUAUAAGAAAAGCUAAGGCUGCCCAAGAUGUUACCAUUUCUGUUCCAGUAACAGUCAUAGAUGAUAUUCCAGAAGUUAGCUUCUCUGACUCAGCUGGAAAUCAAGAGACAGAGACAAGAGUUUCACCCAAUAUCUCAGCUGGCUCUGUUAAUAAAGGAAACUUUACGAAUAAAAACAACAACGCAGGUUCCUUUGAUAAGGGACACACAGAUGGUGGAGUUGUACGCAUAUGCAGGGACCUAAUAUAUCAGCAACUAUCUGAAAGUGAAUUCAGUCACUUGCCUGUGGAACAGAGAAGAGAUAUGUUUGAAUCUCUCACAUCUUCCUUUGAAAGAAGAAAUGAAAAGAACUUAAGACUGGACACCCCCCCCAAAUACGGUGUGAAGUCUGAGGAGUAUAAAUCUAGGCUGACUCCAUCUCACUCCAAGGCCACAGCUGAAAUCAGUACAACAAAAGAGAAGAUAAAUACAUUUAAUGAAUGUAGUAACAGGGAAAGAUCUCUGAAAAAAAGUAAAUCAGAAUUAGAAAUCAAAUGGCCACCAGCAAAGAAAAUUGAAGCAGAAGAAGUCCCAUCAACACCCACAUGGUGUCAUCGUGCCCAGAAUUCAGGAACAAACUACGAACCUAAAAUGGGUUUGACAACCUUUAAAGUUGUCCCUCCCAAACCUGAAGUAAAACGUUUUGAUAGAGGAGUUUCACUCUCCACUGGUGCCAUUAAGAUAGAUGAGCUAGGCAACCUUAUAGGCCCAAACACUAGUGUCAGUAAGCAUCUACCAGGUACGUUUACUGAUGAAAGUGAGGCAAUUCGUCUUGGGAAAGUGAAGGCAUUCUGGAGGUCAAAUUCUAUGGAAAAGCAAAGUGAUGACUCUGCUGAGCACCUUCCUAAAAAGUCAGCAGUGACCACAAACUCUAAGCCCUUUACUAUAAAACAUGAACACAAACCUGCCUGUCUUGCAGCUCCAAAACCAGUAGCACCACAGACUGUUGCUUCUCAGGUAGCUGAAAGACAGUCUGAGAAUGAAAGGACCAAACCACCUCUUCCAGUUACACAGUCUCAGGUAACACCAUUAGUGGCCCCGAGCGUUAAUAAGGACAAGCUGGAGCUUCCAUUUGUAAAGCCACAGAGGAGAACUUCAAGUCAGUAUGUUGCCUCUGCCAUUGCAAGACACAUCAACAUAAGUACCUUUAAGAUUGACUCUACAGAAUAUCAUGAGAAAGAUGAAUAUAAGCAAGGGACAGGAGAGGUUAAAACUGAAGCAGAAGUUUCACCAAGAAGAUGCAUUAUUGUGGCCAAAUGUAGCCCUGUGGAAACAGAGUCAGCAGAAACAAGAGAAACACUUUCAAGUAUUUUUUCUUGCAAUCAAAAAGCAUCCCACAGAUUUAUACCUAGUGAUAAUUCUGGCAUGGAAAACAAAGUAGUUAACAUUAGGGCACCAAAUCAAGCAACUCCUCUGAGUUUCUAUAAAAAGAAUGCCAGUGUCCCACUUACUAAAUCUUCCUCAAAGGAUAACAACGGUGCAGAAGAUGAUCAUGGUUUAAGCAGCAAACAAAGUAUAGCAGAGAGAAGGAUGCAUCUUCUGUUUGACCAGAAAUGUGAGACUUUGACCCAUACUAAUUCAGCCUCAUCUCUCAAGUCUCCUGAUCUCCAGGGAGUCCCAUCCUCUUUCAGCUCAUCUUUGCGAGUCAGUAAAUGGCCUCCUGCCAACAGCGUACAAGUCAGUUCGCUUAAAGCUUCGCCCGAGCUAAAUGGUGCAGCAGCAAAUGCAGAGUUAGAACAGGAGGAGAAACCUGAUGAUUCAGAUAUUAAUGUUAUCAGUGAACUGGAUGUUAUUAUGCAGACCAAUAUCUUUGGACCAAAGAAGAAGUUCAAACCUGUUGUCCAAAAACCAAUUCCAAAAGACACAUCGCUGCACAGUGCCCUAAUGGAAGCCAUACAAACAGGAGGGGGAAAGGAGAAACUCAGAAAGGUUUCAGACAGUGCACUAAAUGUGCACAGGAAACCCUCAUAUGCUGAGCCACAGAAUGAGCGCUCAGCCCUACUAGCAGCAAUUAGAGGCCACAGUGGCACCUCAAAGCUAAAAAAGAUCUCCUCAUUGGCCUCCAAAGAGCUGCAGAGUUUUAGGAAUGCAGAACUGUCCUUGCGGAAGGCAGAAGACCCUCAGGAAGAGCAGCUUUGUAUCCCACCCGCCCCUCCCCAGCCACCACCACCACCACGUCCCACUCGGCUGGCAACAGCAGCUCCUAAAUCCUCUGCCAUGGCUGCAGGUAACCCUGGGGAGGCAAGGCAAGCCCUAAUGGAGGCCAUUCGCUCUGGUGCUGGAGCAGCAAAGUUAAGAAAGGUCCCUCUGCUCGUUUGAAUCAUGUAUAAAGAACAGGUAAUUGGAAAAUCUAACCCCAUAGGCACCCAUAAUCAUCAUUCAAGGUCUGAAGUGGCAAAAAACAUCAAGAAGUUUAGUUUAUUCUCUUGUCUACAAGCCAAAAUAAGUUGUAGUUAAUUUUCUGUGUGUUCCUGCAUAAUGGUUCUAAGGGGAAAAUAUGUUGCUCUGCUGUAAAGCUUCUGUGCCAAGGAAUUGUGUUUUGCCUCUGAAUAUUUAAGGUUGCCAAUAAACUAUUCUUGUUGGCAGGUUAAUAAGAAUUUAAACACUGUGCAGUCCUGUGUUAAUACUUAAUUGUGUUUAUGGGCAAAAUUAAAAGACUUUGCUAGCUAUCUGAAAAGUAAUACUCAUUUCAAGUUGUUAAAAAUAUGUAACUAUUUCAAACUAUUUACUUGCUUCUUAUUUGAUUUGGAAAAGGGCUGUGAUUAGGGUGAAAACCAUAAUAAAGAUCUAUAAAAAACAAACACAAGAAAAAAAAAUAUGGUACAUUAUGUAGGACCUAAAUUGUCAUAUGCUGGAGUCACUGGUUUUUAAAUUUAGAUGAACUUGAUACCUCUGGUGGAGCUCUAAGAAAGCAAGCAAUCAAUAAUGAAUGUGAGACAGUGUCUACCGAAAAGUUACUUAUGGGAUAUGACGUAUAGAGUGCUAAUAUGCAAAGAUAUGCUGAACCCUGGUAACAUUCAUGGCACUUUAAAAAUAUUGAGACACCUUAAAGGGUCUCUUAUUUGCAACUGUCUGUGAAGGUUAUAAAUAAGAUUCAGAGUACUGCAUAGAGGUCCAAGAUUUAGAAUUCAUUCCUGCACUGCAAAAUGAAGUGAAGCUGGUUUAUAUCAAGAACCAGGACUUGUGUUGUGUCUUGUUCGGGUCAUGCGUAAGUUGGCCCUUUGUUUCCAAUUCAUAUGGCUGUUGUAUGUUGUCUCACAAGUAUUUAUAGCAGCAUCUUUUUCAAAUGUUAACUACUUUGGUAAUUGUUGUUGUACAUAUUUUGAAAAUAUUUCAUUAAAUUGAUUAACUUAAAAAGGACAAUUGAAAAUGCUUUUUCACAUUUCCUGUAUUGUAAUGAAACUGAAGAAGAGGAAGUUUGUAUUUACAUUUUUAUAAUCACAGACUGGAGCGAUGGCAGAUUCUUUUUUUUGGGGAGCUGAAGUUUAAAAUGUAUAGCUAUGUAAUGUUGAAAGCACGAGAAUAUUUAGCCAUCUGCAUUUAAUGUGACUGUAUAUUAUAUAUUGUAAAAUAUUGAUGUCUGUUAGUGCCACAAAUAAAAACAAAAUCAAAACCUGA
Tyto alba (common barn owl) is the source of this 5554-nucleotide messenger RNA. It is a transcript of the gene COBL, whose product is annotated as cordon-bleu WH2 repeat protein. Gene Ontology annotation, molecular function: actin monomer binding. Gene Ontology annotation, biological process: actin filament polymerization; actin filament network formation. The transcript is spliced from 16 exons. The record is from RefSeq and is a predicted model, not a curated record. Gene Ontology annotation, cellular component: neuronal cell body; ruffle; actin filament. The coding region runs from base 179 to 4255 and encodes 1358 amino acids. Lineage: Eukaryota; Metazoa; Chordata; Aves; Strigiformes; Tytonidae.